Molecule: messenger RNA, 2022 nt
Organism: Ordospora colligata OC4
Lineage: Eukaryota; Fungi; Microsporidia; Ordosporidae
Product: formin homology 2 domain-containing protein
Exons: 1
Coding region: 1-2022 (673 amino acids)
Source: RefSeq, a predicted model, not a curated record
AUGGAGUCGUGGAAGUCGAAGUCGCUGGAGCAUAUCAACAUACAGUUUAGAAGCAUAAUGGAGGACAUGGGGAUAGAUGAGGAGAAGCAGCAUAAGCUAGCAGCAAAGCUGAAUCUUUCGAAAAAGAUCAAGACAAUCACCUCUAUGCAGACGAUGGAUGAGAGGAAGAAGAAGAUCAGAGAAUAUGUUGUUAAGCUUAGCGACAGGAACAGCGUAUUGAAUCUAUUGAGUUUGUCAUGUUCUCUUGAAAGCGGGCCUGACGUGUUGUAUGAGAUAUUCACAAUAGAGGGAGGGCACGAUGUGCUUGUGAGAUGCAUGAGAAGAAUGGAUGAUGAGUUCAGUGAUGCGAUUUGUGAUACUCUGAGCAUGAUAUUGUCGAAGUAUGGAAAUCAUUUCCCACCGUUUCUAAGGCCAUUGCUUGAUAGAUUUAUCUGUGGCAAGAUUCAGGAUACAAAAGCGUUUUUCAAGAUAAUUGAAUUUUUAGUUAAUGAAGGAAAAGCGGAGGAACUGUUCUACAGCAUAGAUUUCAACAGAUGUGUAUGCAAUACGUAUUUAUCCAGGAUAAUUGAGCAUGUUAUGAGAAUCCCACGAGUUGUUGAUGAGCUGAACUUUCUCAUUACAUUGCUAAAGUCUGCCAGGUCCGUGCAUGUGAAGUACAUUCUUUUUGUUUCCGGAUUCCAUCAGUUAGAGCAAAGGGUUGUAUGCCGGGAGAUUUACGAUGUGAUUGCGAAGGAGAUUAGAUGUAGUAUGACAGGUGACUUUCGAAAGGACAGGAUUGAGGAGAUAUUGAGGAUAGCCGAGAGCCAAGGCCAUUUGGAUAUUGUGUGUUGUGUUGCAGAGGCGUUUGUAUUUGGAGAUAGAGAGAUCUUUAAGAAUGUUGAAGUAAGGAGCCGAGAGCCAGCGAAGUGUAUGAUUGAAGAGAAAGCUGAAGAGCAAUCUGUGAAUGAGAAAGAAUGUGUAACUAUGGAUACUGGAAAACCAAAACCAAAGAAGAUAAUCAAGAAGGUAGUGAAGAAUGCAAUGCCUAGCAAGAAGUACAUGCCUGUGAAAUGGAAGAAGAUAGGGAAAGGAAGUAGUCUGUGGAGUAAGAUCAACAUUAAGGAGAUUGAAGGGCUUUUUAGUGUGGAUGAUUUUGAGGCAUUUGAAGUCAAAGAGGAGAAACCCAAAACAAGCAGUGUAAGAUUGGAUAAUAAGAGACCAAGUGUAUUUUCUGAAAAGAAGAGUUAUGCAAUAAAUAUUGCUCUUGGAAGAGUCAAGGUAAGUAAUUAUGAGCUUAAGCAGACGAUUGUUGAGAUGCGAGAUGAUUUUGAUGAGAAUCUUGUGAAGCAACUUUUGUUCUACUUUCCGACGGAUGAAGAGAUUGAGCAUUUGCAGGUGACUGAAGAUCUGUUUGGACGUGGAGAAGAGUUUUUCAAGGAGUGCAUUGAUGAGAUUGAGAUGAUUAAGAGAUGCCUGUAUUAUUUAUACUUUGCAACUUCAUUUAAGGAUCAGUGCCUGAUGAAUACGUUGAGUAUUCUUAGGGAGUAUUAUGAGGUGCUAUUGAGAAGUAAUGAGCUGCGAAAGUUUCUAGGGGUUGCACUUGCAGUAGGAAACUACCUGAAUAUGGGAAGUUUUCUGGGAAAUGCAGAAGGGUUUACGAUGGACUCGAUUCCAACGAUUCUUGAAGCAAAGAAUAAUGAUGCAAGUCUGUUUAGGUUUAUUGAGAGGAGGAUUAAUGCCCGAACGCUGGUGAACGAACUAUUUAUUGUGCAUGAGGCAAGUAGGAUGAAUUUUGAAGCGUUGUGUGUAGAGAUUGAUGAGUUGAAGAAGAACUAUAUCAAUGCUAAUGGGUCAUCGUUUGCAAGGAUACAAGAGAAGAUGGAUGAGAUACAGCCAAGGUAUGACACAGUAUGCCUGAUGUAUGAAGAUGUAGUGAGACUGCACAGAGAGUGUGGAGAGUAUUUUGGAGAGUCUAUAGAUGAUGAGUUUAACAGCCGAAUGAUUCUUUUUUUGGACAGGCUUUCGCAUGACUUGCAUGAAUAA